Molecule: messenger RNA, 755 nt
Organism: Cuscuta campestris
Lineage: Eukaryota; Viridiplantae; Streptophyta; Magnoliopsida; Solanales; Convolvulaceae
Source: the annotation of a GenBank genome assembly
CAUUGGCGCCGCGCCUCGCCUUGGCGCCGUGAUAACUAUGCUGGCGAGUUAUUUUUUAAUCCAACCAAUAAGAUGUUUGUGAGGAAUAUUUGCUCACCAAGAAGUUGAUAUUUCAGAUAACUAUUAUUUGCAUCCAUCCAGUGGACAAUUAGCUUAUUACAUUUGUUUUCUCUAAUGGUGAUUUUGGGAAAUCAGACCAGAAAGAUGCUAUUGUGAUAUAUAAGAUGAUUGAGGAGCUCGAAUUGAAGCUUUACCAUCCUUUCUCACUUAAUCUAAUGCGUACCCGGGAAAAUCUUUUAAAGAUAUUUAUGGAGCUGCAAGAUUGGAAGGCAGCCCUGUCAUAUUGCAGAUUGACUCUUCCAGUUUAUCAGAGAGUAUAUCAAGGAAUUCACCCUUUGCUUGGACUCCAGUAUUAUACUUGUGGGAAACUUGAAUGGUGGCUUGGAGAGUCUGAGGAAGCCUUGAAGUCACUGACUAGGGCAAUGGAUAUAUUGCAAAUCACUCACGGCACAAAAACAGCUUUCAUGAGGGAGCUCUCAUUCAAGCUGGAAGAAGCACGCGCCGAGAUUUCUUACAAGCUUUCAACAAUGAGUGACUAAAGAAGGGGGGGAAUGAAACAUAUCAGGUUUGUGUUUUUACUAAUGUUUUUUUUUUGUUGGCAUGCUUUUGUUAUUGCAAGUUGAACAUGAAGAUCUAUUUUGCACUUUUAGGAGUACCAAGCAUGGUAUAUUAUCAUAACAUGGAUUGAGAUUCUG